Molecule: messenger RNA, 255 nt
Organism: Podarcis lilfordi (Lilford's wall lizard)
Lineage: Eukaryota; Metazoa; Chordata; Lepidosauria; Squamata; Lacertidae
Source: the annotation of a GenBank genome assembly
AUGGCAGCACCUUAUGCAAGAAAGCUCUCAAGCUGUUUGCAGCCUGCAAAUGAGUUCCAUGCCAGCUCCAGUUGGCUGGUCCACUUCAAGCGCAGCUUCAGCUUGAAGAACAUUGGUACCAGUGAUGAAGCUGCAUAUGUGGACCAGGAAGCUGCCCAAGGAUACCCUCACCAGCUGAAGAGACAAAAGUGCCAGCUGCCCAUCACCAUGUUCCCCCUGCAAGACACCAUCAGCCCCACCAUCAGCAGCAAGUGA